GGCUGAGCCGGCCUCAGUGGCGUCGAACACAGUGGGUGGGACCGGGCCUGCCUCAGUCGCUCUGUAUACACAGUCAACAGUCGAGCGGGGGGCCUCCCGGCGAGCGGUGGUGUGUUACGUGUGUUAGAGGUCCUCAAACGAACGGUGGACGGUGGACGGUGGACGGUGGACAGUGGACGGCGGACGGCGGACGGCGGACGGCGGACGGCGGACGGUGGACGGUGGACGGUGGACGGUGGUCGGCGGACGGUGGACGGAGGACGGUGGACGGUGGACGGAGGGCGGCGGACGGCGGACGGCGGCGGGAGAGGGCGCCCGGUGGACGACGGCAGGUGAAUCCCAGCGAGAUCUGCACCAUGGUUCUCGGAAGUCGAAAUGUCGGUUUUCUUUUACGGGCUGUGCUCUGGCUGCACGUGACUCCGUUCGUGAUCGGGGUGCGACUCCCUCCGAUUGGUCACAUUAACACCGACGAAGCGCUGGCGUCUGACGUGGGUUCCGUGCUGGCUGACUGGUCCGCCGGCGGUGGCGGAGCGGAGCCGGACUUCUCCUACCCCCAGCUGCGGCCAUCCACCAGCGACCAGCAGCAGGAGUCCGCGGUGCGCGAGCUCGUCUACCGGCUCAUCCCCGACCGGGCCGUCGAGUUCAGCUUCAGCGUCAGCGCCAAACUGCUGGACAGCGCCGGCCGAGACCUGUUCACGGUGAGGGCCUCUAGUGGUCACGUGCACAUCGAGGCGUCGACGGGCGUGGCCGCCUCCUGGGGCCUGCACCACUACCUCAAGUACGGGUGCGCGGCGCACGUGUCCUGGGACUCUGAUCAGCUGGAGCUGCCCAGGCCGCUGCCGGAUUUCAGCGCCACCGUCCGCGCCAACGACAGGUUCCGGUACUACCAGAACGUGUGCACCGUCAGCUACAGUUCGGUGUGGUGGGGCUGGGGCCGCUGGCAGCGCGAGCUAGACUGGAUGGCGCUCAACGGCGUCAACCUGGCGCUGGCCUUCACCGGCCAGGAGGUCAUCUGGAGGCGGGUGUUCACGCAGAUCGGCCUCGAGGCCGCCGAGGUGGACCAGUUCUUCACCGGGCCCGCCUUCCUCGCAUGGAACCGGAUGGGCAACCUGCAGCGCUGGGCGGGCCCUCUCUCGGACGCGUGGCACGCGGGCCAGCUGACCCUGGCGCACCAGAUCAUCGCUCGGAUGCGCCAGCUGGGCAUCACGCCUGUGCUGCCGGCUUUCGCGGGCCACGUCCCGCAGAACUUCACCAGGGUGUUCCCGGACAGUAAUAUCACCCAGCUGGAACCGUGGAACGAUUUCAACGAAACCUACUCUUCCACUCUGUUUCUGAAUCCUGUGGACCCCAUGUAUGAACAGAUAGGAAAUCUCUUUGUAGCCGAGCUGGAGCGGGAGUUUAACGGCACCGAACACGUCUACAACUGCGACUCGUUUAACGAGAUGACGCCGCCCUCGUCUGACCCGGACUACCUGGCUGCGGCCGGCAACGCCACGCUGGCGGCCAUGACCGGCGCCGACCCGCAGGCAGUCUGGUUAAUGCAAGGGUGGCUCUUCUUGAAUUCCUUCUGGGAAGUUCCACAGGCGAAGGCAUAUCUGACCUCAGUGCCAACAGGCCGGAUGAUCGUGCUGGAUCUGCAUUCGGACGUGAAGCCGCUCUACGGCCAGUUCGACUCGUACUACGGGCAGCCGUUCAUCUGGUGCAUGCUGCACAACUUUGGCGGACAGCUCGGCCUCCAGGGCACCGUCGACCAGAUUGUCAAGGGACCGUUCGAGGGCCGCGCCAUCGCCAACAGCUCGAUGGUCGGCACCGGUCUGACGAUGGAGGGCAUCUUCCAGAACUACGUCAUGUACGACCUGAUGCUCGAGAUGGGAUGGAGAAAGAGCUCUCCCGACGUCGUCCAAUGGGCAGCCGAUUACAGCCGUAGGCGAUAUGGUGCCGACAUCAGCAAUCACACAACAAUGGCUGACGCAUGGAAAUUCCUCAUCACGACUGUUUACAACCACACGGUGAAUAGCGUGCACUUCCACGGGUGGUUUGCGGCCGUCAAAAGACCUGAGCUUGUUUCAUCAGCACCCCCGACGGAUGUAGAUACCGUGUUGAUGUCGCUCGAUCUUGGCCACAUCGGCUAUUUUAUGGUGACCAGUCGGCCGCAACUCAGCCCCUUCCCGGCUCUGUGGUACAACUCCUCCGACCUGACGGCCGCCUGGGACCGGCUGGUCGCUGGAGCCACGGCCGACCAGGUGCGGGCCGCGGCCAACCUGCGCCACGACCUGGUGGACGUGACGAGGGAGGUGCUGACCGGCCUGCUGACCACCUACCACGGCCGGCUGGUCGGCGCCUUCAGCGACAACAACACCGUCCUGCUGCGGGAGGAGGGCGCCGUGAUACUGGAGCUGCUGGCCGACCUGGACACCGUGCUGAACACGGACAAGGACUUCCUGCUCGGAGCCUGGGUGAAGCAGGCUCGAGAGGCCGCCGCCAGUGAGGAGGAGGGCGUCCAGUUCGUGUACAACCUGCUGAACCAGCUGACACUGUGGGGUCCGCGCGCCAAUAUCGUCGACUACGCCGCCAAACAGUGGUCCGGCCUGAUGCGCGACUACUACCGGGCCCGCUGGCGCGUCUUCAUCACGUAUUUGGAAGAGUGCUUGUUGACGGCACAACCCUAUAACCAGACCGAAGUGAACGCCAGGUAUUUUUCACAAGUGGAGGAGCCCUUCACGUUCGGCCCGGCUGAUUACUCACAUGUGCCUACCGGUGAUACUGCGGAAGUGGUGGCGGAGAUGUAUCAGAAGUAUCGACCCGCCCUGGACGGCAGCCAUCGCCGGACGGCCGGUUACAGCGUCAUCUUUGUAUAACAAGACGGAGACAGCGGACAGUGCCACAACGUACCGCAAUCGCAACGAUGUAUUUGUUCCAAUCGUGUAGACCUCUUCCGAGCGUAUAUGUUUAUCAUAAAAUAGCCAAAAGUUUGAUGUUGGCGUACCAUUGUAAAAAAAGAUAAAAUGCAUGUUUGAUCGCCUGCACGACCAGCUCCUUCAUUUUGUUAUAUGCAUUUAGGAAAUUGAUAAUCGAAUUUAACAUGUACAAUUUGUAUGGCGUUUGAUCUGUUCUAUAGAAUGCUUCAAUUCUGAUAAGCACACAAUGCACGCGUUUAAUCGCAUCUCUGAAAAAUUGUUAUGGCAGGAUACCGUUCUGAGUCGUGUGUUUAAUCCCUCGGGGCUGAACAAUAAACAAGGUUGUUUCCUAAA
Messenger RNA from Amphibalanus amphitrite, 3251 nucleotides. RefSeq names its product alpha-N-acetylglucosaminidase-like. The transcript is spliced from 19 exons. Lineage: Eukaryota; Metazoa; Arthropoda; Thecostraca; Balanomorpha; Balanidae. The record is from RefSeq and is a predicted model, not a curated record. The coding region runs from base 357 to 2858 and encodes 833 amino acids.